Molecule: messenger RNA, 1614 nt
Organism: Ctenocephalides felis (cat flea)
Lineage: Eukaryota; Metazoa; Arthropoda; Insecta; Siphonaptera; Pulicidae
Product: 60S ribosomal export protein NMD3-like
Exons: 8
Coding region: 24-1529 (501 amino acids)
Biological process (GO): ribosomal large subunit export from nucleus
Cellular component (GO): nucleus; cytoplasm
Molecular function (GO): ribosomal large subunit binding
Source: RefSeq, a predicted model, not a curated record
UGCACGUUGGAAAAUUAAUAAAAAUGGAAAAUAUAGACCCGACAAAUUUAAACAAUGACCUUACUACAAAAAUUUUGUGCUGCGAAUGUGGAGUUGCCAUUGAACCGAAUCCAGCAAACAUGUGCGUUGCAUGUUUAAGAGGUCAAGUUGAUAUUACAGAAGGAAUUCCUAAACAGUGCACAUUAUAUUUUUGCCGUGGUUGUGAAAGAUAUUUACAUCCACCAGCUGAAUGGAUUGCUUGUGCAUUAGAAUCUAGGGAACUGCUUUCAUUGUGUCUUAAAAAAUUGAAAGGAUUAAAUCGUGUAAAAUUAGUUGAUGCAGGAUUUGUUUGGACUGAGCCACAUUCUAAAAGAAUUAAGGUAAAACUUACGGUGCAUGGUGAAGUAAUGGGUGGGACAGUGCUUCAGCAAGUCUUUGUUGUUGAAUAUGUUGUUAAUCAUCAUAUGUGUGAUGAUUGCCACCGCUCAGAAGCACAAAAUUAUUGGAGAGCGUCUGUGCAAGUCCGACAGAAAUCUGAAAAUAAAAAAACAUUUUAUUAUUUGGAACAAUUGAUACUUAAACACAGAGCGCACGAAAAUACACUUGGUAUCAAACCAAUUAGUGAUGGUCUUGAUUUCUACUAUGCUACAGAGGGUCAUGCCAGAAAAAUGGUAGACUUUUUGAACUGUGUUCUACCCUGCAAAUAUCAGCAUUCUAAAAAAUUAAUUUCACAUGACAUUCACAGUAAUAUUUACAAUUAUAAAUUUACGUAUUCUGUGGAUAUUGUACCAAUUUCCAAAGACAGUGUUGUAUGUCUACCGAAAAAGCUAACUCAACAACUUGGUGGUAUUGCACCAAUAUGUUUAGUUUACAGAGUAACAAAUACUCUGCAUUUGAUUGAUCCAAUGUCUGCUCAAAUUGCUGAAGUUUCUAGUACAGUAUUUUGGAGACAACCUUUUGAUAGCAUAUGUAAUCCUAAACAAUUGACAGAGUAUAUUAUUAUGGACAUUGAAAUUAUUGCAGAUAAGGACAGAAAAACUUUUCCAGGGCAAGGUGCCAUUUCAUCAAAGCAUAUCCUUGCAGAUGCCUGGAUUGUGAAAGCUUCUGAAAUUGGAAUAAACGAUAAUAAUAUACACACAAGAACUCAUUUAGGUCAUUUACUAAAGCCUGGAGAUUCAGUCCUAGCUUACAAUUUGCAAGAUUCUAAUGUUAAUAAUUCGAGUUUUGAUAAACUUGAUCGAGCUAAUGUUCCUGAUGUCAUUAUAGUCAAAAAGCAUUAUGGUGAGAGAUCUGCUAGAAAAAGGGCCAGAAUGUGGAAACUUAAACAUUUAGCUCAGGAAAUUACUGAACUAGAUACAGGCAACAUGGACUAUCAUGAAUUUUUAGAUGACUUAGAAGAAGAUCCUGUAAUGAGACAAAAUAUAAAUAUUUUCCGGGACAAAACAAUUCCAGUGGAUGUAGAUGAUAUGGAUGAUCCAUCAGUACCUAGGAUAACAUUAGAAGAAAUGCUUGACGAUCUUGAUAUACAAGAUGUUGAAAUGGGAGAAUAAACUAUUUAUUGUUUGUAUAUAAAGUUCUAAAGUUAUUUAACAAUUAUAUUAUAUUCUUGUUAUUGCUUUUCACAAUAAAUGUAAU